Molecule: messenger RNA, 1203 nt
Organism: Neoarthrinium moseri
Lineage: Eukaryota; Fungi; Ascomycota; Sordariomycetes; Amphisphaeriales; Apiosporaceae
Exons: 7
Coding region: 1-1203 (400 amino acids)
Biological process (GO): positive regulation of ubiquitin-protein transferase activity; protein neddylation
Cellular component (GO): ubiquitin ligase complex
Molecular function (GO): ubiquitin-like protein binding; cullin family protein binding; ubiquitin conjugating enzyme binding
Source: RefSeq, a predicted model, not a curated record
AUGCCGCUGUCGUCGGCUCAGAAAGCCCUGGUCGACCGGUUCGCCGCUAGGACCGGCGCCGACAAGAAGAAGGCCGAGAGGUUUCUUAAGAAUGCCAAUUUCGACUUCGAUGCCGCCAUCAGAGCGGGAGAGCGCCGUGUCAGGGUCCGGAUCUCCUGGGAAGACGUACAUCGUGAGGCUGCGGACCUGCCAGUCGCCAGCAGUCGAAACGUCGCGGGUCUUCAGAACCUCUGGUCGGCCAGCACCGCUCCCGUUCAACUCUGCAUCACAUUCUUUUGUGUUCCCUCAUCAGAAUCCGUCUUCGUCACCACCGCCAUCCCAGGCCCACCAAGCACCAUGUCUGGCCAGGGAAACCAGGGACACCCGGGAAACCAGAGAAUGCCCGGUGUGCAAGUCUUCUACCGCGGCAGCUUCACCCCCAACGAGGAAGACUGGCAGCAGAACUUGAAGACAAAUCUGUCGGAGCCCUAUGCGAGCACUGCGUCCCAUCUGGACAAUCUCCCUGACCCCAGACCCCGACUUGUCCAUUUCAAUGCUCCAGCUGUCAACGUGUCUGAGACUGCUCUCAAAAACCAGUUUGAGUCCCUCAGAAAUCCUUCCGAAGACCCGGUUGACACCAUCGGCACCAAUGGCUCCAUGGAGUACCUCUCGUCUCUCGGCAUCAACUUCGAGGACGCCUCCAUGUUCGUCGCCUUGUGGGUUCUCGAGUCGCGUAUUGGCGAGCUGAAGAAGGAUGACUUUGUCCGAGCUUGGAAGAAAUUCGGAGUCCAACCCAAACUCGAGGACCAGCAGACGCACAUGGCGGUCCAGACCAAGUUCCUGGCCUACCAGAUGCCUCUGUUCAGGGACGUGUACCGCCAUGCCUUCGUUGCCGGCAAGGAACCCGAUGCGCGAGCUCUCCCGGUGGAGGCCGCCAUCACGUUCUGGGAGGUCAUCUUCAAGGACCCUGGCCUGCCGUGGGUGGGCAAGCAGACCGGCAUCAACUGGUUGUCGCUGUGGAUCUCCUUCCUCAAGGAGAAGUGGACCCGCACCGUGAGCAAGGACAUGUGGAACAUGACGCUGGAGUUUGCCCUCAAGAGCCGCGACGACGAGACUCUAUCGUUCUGGAGCGAGGACGGCGCCUGGCCCGGCGUCAUCGACGACUUUGUCGCCUGGUACCGCGAGAAGCGGGCCAGCGGCACUGCUAUGGACGUGGACUCUUAG